UUUUUCUUUUUUUUUUUUCGCUCGUGCUCAUCUCAUGCGAGCCAGCCUCGUCAGCUCAGGGGCGCGUGCCAGAUCCGAAGCGGAGGGGACAGCUCCCAGGUGCUGAAAUUGGUCGGCGCUCCAAAGAGAGAGAGAGAGAGAGAGAGAGAGAGAGAGAGAGAGACAGAGGAGGGUUAAAGAAGAUCAACGCCUGCAUUAGACACAAAUAUUUAAAAACCGUAUUCUGCAAAACAGGGGGCAGACACAGAUAGAACCGAGGCCUUCAAUACAGAUGGCUGCCACUCAGGAUGUGAAAGGGAAGGGAGAGGGAGGGGACCAAAACUUCGACUACAUGUUCAAGCUGCUGAUCAUCGGCAACAGCAGCGUGGGCAAAACGUCUUUCCUGUUCCGCUACGCUGAUGACGCCUUCACCUCGGCCUUCGUCAGCACAGUGGGCAUCGACUUCAAAGUGAAGACUGUGUACAAGAACGACAAGAGGAUCAAACUGCAGAUCUGGGACACAGCAGGCCAGGAGCGAUACAGGACCAUCACCACCGCCUACUACCGUGGGGCUAUGGGCUUCAUUCUCAUGUACGACAUCACCAACGAGGAGUCCUUCGGCGCCGUGCAGGACUGGUCGACCCAGAUAAAAACCUACUCGUGGGAUAAUGCACAGGUGGUGCUGGCUGGGAAUAAAUGUGAUAUGGAAGAGGAGAGAGUGGUCUCGGUGGAUAGUGGCAGACUGCUGGCAGAACAGUUGGGUUUUGAGUUCUUUGAGACAAGCGCCAAGGACAACAUCAACGUGAAGCAGACCUUUGAACGCCUCGUCGACCUAAUUUGCGACAAGAUGUCCGAGAGCCUGGACACUGAUCCGGCAGUCACCACGGGAGCCCCCACCGCCAAACUCACAGACAGCGCCCCGCCCCUCCAGCAGCCCGGAUGCAACUGUUAGUGACGGACGUCGGGAAGCAAAGGGAGGGCAGCACAGCUUCCUGUAAGGUGGUAGAGUGUGCAGAGUUUUGUUCUCCCUCAGCGUUGUCACUCAUGCUAGUGCUGCUUUCUCUGGACUACAGUUCAAACCCUGUUUAGUAGUAGAAAUACAAAAAUGCUGUCGUAUUAUCUCUCAACUUUAUCACCUUAUAUCAAGAGCAAAUAACCAGACAAACAGACAUGGCUAUUGUAAAAUGUGUAACAUUACAGGAUAUCUAGAAUAUAGAGACACCAUAUUGUCAAUCUAUGGCAAGUUAGCAUGGUUAUAAACCAAGUAUGUUUGAUAAGGCUGGAAAUAGUCCAUAGUCAUACUGUACAGUUAAUCCCGAAAACCUUUAAAAUCUUUAAGACCUAUAAUGAUUAUAAAAUGAGGGAUAGCGUCAAUGAGUGCUUUAUAAUUCUUUUAUUUUAAUUUUUUGUACAGUAUUUUUUUUUUUUUAUAGGUUUAUUCUGUCUCCUAAAGCUGCCAGAUCUAUGAUUUAGUGUGCUAUAGGAUGUAGCGGAUUUCUUUUGUGUAAUGAGCGUAUGGUGCUGUAAGUGAGUGUGGGUUUGCAUGAGUGUGAGUGUCAUGUCUGAGUCACAAAUGAGUGAAACUUUGUCAUCUAAAAAAAAUCAUCUACCUUGGAUAAAAAAGUGGCCUUUUAGCAUCUCCAACACGGCCUCUGUAAGUCCCUCUGUUACUUUUUGGAAUGAAUCCAGUGUGUAUAAUGUCGAUGUGAGUACUAUUCCUCGUUUUGCUGUCCGUAGAUGUGUGAUUUCUCUGAUAAGUGAAGCAACUCUUUCUGUGUGCUUAACCUCUAAGAUGACCCUUUAUAGUUUGAUGCGAUGAGCAUGCUGCCAAAAAGCCAAUCAUAUGUGCUGUUUUAUCUAAAGAUAAGGCCUUACCCCAAAAACCUAACCAUCCUCGACUCCACGUGAUAGCAACGACCCCGCAUUUCAUCAAAUAAAAAUCUCAUACUGACAAGACACAGUACAGUGUACGAUAUACAAAUCAGCUCUGGCAUGGAAUAAACAGCCAUAUAGAAAAAGUAUUAUUUCGUUUUUGAGUCAGCAUGCUUCAUGUUUGUGCUAUAAAAUUAAGUCCCUCCUGAAAGAAAGAAAGAUCUCAGUAAGCUGCUUAGAAAACAUCAUACAGACACAGUGGUUUAAAAUGGAAAGCAGGCAUAUACAGUACUGUAGUGGUCUUAAUAACUUAAGUCCAUAUAGUAGUAAAAGUUGUAGCUCAUUUUAAAAUCCAGAAAGCCUCACAGUUCUGCAAUUCAUUGAAAAAAAAAUGUGCCAAAACAUUACAGUUCUUUUAGCAUCGUCAGUUGUUUGUUGCAUAGUUGAGUAAAAGCUCCAAAAAAUUGCAUGAAAUCAGUCCUGACUUGUCUAUGUAGAUUUAUAUGAUAAGAUAGUGUAUAUAUAUAUCACUCUAUGUUACAGAUUUAGGAGCAUUGUCAUAGCACUUGCUGUGAGAUGCAAUGGGCCAAUAAGUGCAAUAUUUUAUGAAUUAAACCCUGUACAUAGUUUCUCCUGUCCUCGAGUACAAUGACUCUGUCUGCAGUAUGUGAGUGACAGUGUGGUCAGAAUGGCUCUGAAACUGACGUACAGUCUCUUAAGAAAAGGAGUGUGUGCUUCACUCAGUAACUGCAGCCACUGAAUGUGCGACUUGAUGUGUGUGUGUGUGUGUGUGUGUGUGUGUGUGUGUGCGCGUGUGUGUGUCUGUGUACCCGCUAUACUGAAGAGACAAAUUACCUAAUAUAUUGUAUUGUUUGUGUAUACCUUUUGUACAAAUGUAUUCACGUACUAAAUGCUGUUCCUGCUAACUGUUGAGUGUUGGUUGAACUUGUAUUAUUAUGUCAAAAUGCAGUGUUGUUGUGAAAGAUAGUCAGGGAGAUAACUUAGUCCAUGCCAUAUGCCAUACUGAUGUAAUUCCAAAAAAUAGAAGGGAUACACAUAAACUAGUUCAGAGAUCCUGCGCAUAUGUGUGUACACGUGCUUUGUGCGUGUGCAUCUGUGUAUGUGUGAUGAUAUUAUUAAUUUUACGCUAAUAGCCAUGAAAUAAAUUAUUGUAAUGACCUAAAGUCAAGAUUCAUUUCAUAGAGUAAUAGUUACUGUGGCUGUUCUACAGUCACUCUGGUCAAAUCUCAUUUUAGAACACUAUGACUUUACAUAUAACUGAAUAUAUUUGUUUCUUGGAGUGCAAGCAAAAUAAGAAGUAUGUUUUUGAGAUUAUAGGAAAUAAAUCAAAUUCUAUCA
Messenger RNA from Lates calcarifer (barramundi perch), 3210 nucleotides. RefSeq names its product RAB3C, member RAS oncogene family (gene rab3c). Gene Ontology annotation, molecular function: GTP binding; GTPase activity. NCBI's taxonomy places the organism in Eukaryota, Metazoa, Chordata, Actinopteri, Centropomidae. Gene Ontology annotation, cellular component: plasma membrane; synaptic vesicle; endosome. The record is from RefSeq and is a predicted model, not a curated record. The transcript has 5 exons. The coding region runs from base 272 to 931 and encodes 219 amino acids. Gene Ontology annotation, biological process: protein localization to plasma membrane; regulation of exocytosis; protein secretion.